Molecule: messenger RNA, 1729 nt
Organism: Loxodonta africana (African savanna elephant)
Lineage: Eukaryota; Metazoa; Chordata; Mammalia; Proboscidea; Elephantidae
Gene: CCM2L
Product: CCM2 like scaffold protein
Exons: 10
Coding region: 1-1707 (568 amino acids)
Biological process (GO): heart morphogenesis
Source: RefSeq, a predicted model, not a curated record
AUGGAAUAUGAAGUCAAGAAAGGGAAGAAGGGCUUUGUGGCCCCCAUCCGCAGGCUAGUGUUCCCCAAGGCCGCGCGCCGGGCAGCCUGCCGGAGCAGUGUCAGCCGCCGGCCACUGCACUCAAUGCCCCUGUAUCCCCCCGACUAUCUCAUUGACCCACAGAUUCUGCUGUGUGACUACCUGGAGAAAGAGGUCAAGUUCCUGGGCCACCUCACCUGGGUGACCUCCUCACUGAACCCUUCAAGCCGCGAUGAGCUCCUGCAGCUGCUGGACACGGCCAGGCAGCUGAAGGAGCUGCCGCUGAAGACUACGGCGGAGCAGGACAGCAUUCUGAGCCUAUCGGCUCGCUGCCUGCUGCUCACCUGGCGCGACAAUGAGGAGCUUAUCCUGCGUAUCCCCACGCACGAGAUCGCCGCCGCCUCCUACCUGCAGGACGACGCGCUGCACCUGCUUGUGCUUAAGACCGGUCUGGGCGUGGACCCGGUACCCGCCGGCGUGGACGCCAGCCCCGGUGGCGCGGGGAGGGACCUGGGCCCGCUGGGCGCGGCGCCCGAGAGGCGGCGAGUGGGCACCACGGAGCGGCGCCACACCAUCUGCAGCCUGGAUUGGAGGAUGGCGUGGGGCGCGGGUGGCGAGGCCCGGGCCGGGGGCGGCGGCAGCCUGGAGCGUCAGCGCGCUGGGGCGCGGGCGUCGGGCAGCUGGGAGCGACGGCAGACGUUCAGCGGCAGCUGGGAGCGGCGGCACGGCGGCGGCGGCGGCGGCGGUGCGGGCAAGCCCGGCGGCAGCUGGGAGCGGAGGCAGGCGGGUGGCGGUGGCAGCGGCAGCUGGGAGCGGCGCCACCCGGGUCUCAACCCGCUCGACCCGCAGGACCCCAGCCCUGACGCCUACUGCAACCUUGUCAUCCUGGCUGUGGCCAACAGGGACGCUGCUGAGGAAUCCUGUGCCCUCAUCUGUCAGGUGCUCCAGAUAAUCUAUGGGGAUCAGAGCAUUGAGUGUGUGGACCGAGCUGGCUACCACUACAUGUCAACACCCGAACGGCCAUGGCUCUGCAGCCGCAGUGAGAGCUGCCACACGGACGGGACUUACGCCUAUGAUGCCGACUUCAGCUGCUGCAGCUCUUUCAAUGGCUCUCAGGACACCUUUGAAGCAUGUUACAGUGGCACAUCUACACCCUCUUUCCACGGCUCCCACUGCAGCAGCAGCGACCACAGUGGCCUUGGCCUUGAGCAGUUGCAGGACUACAUGGUCACGUUGAGGAGUAAGCUGGGGCCCCCCGAGAUCCAGCAGUUUGCCCUGCUGCUGCGGGAGUACCGGCUGGGGCUGUCCAUCCAGGACUACUGUACAGGCUUGCUGAAGCUCUACGGGGACCGGCGCAAGUUCCUCCUCCUGGGGAUGCGGCCCUUCAUCCCCGACCAGGACAUCGGCUACUUCGAGGGCUUCCUGGAGGGCGUGGGCAUCCGCGAGGGGGGCAUCCUCACCGACAGCUUCGGCCGUAUCAAGCGCAGCAUGAGCUCCACGUCGGCGUCAGCCGUGCGCAGCUACGACGGCGCGGCCCAGCGGCCCGAGGCGCAGGCCUUCCACCGGCUGCUGGCUGACAUUACACACGACAUCGAGGCGCUGGCCCCCGACGACGACGACGACGACUACGAGGGCGAAGACGAGGAGCCCCAGGGCGGGGGAGAUGCGGCUGAAGACAACUACCUCUAGCUGCCACCCCAGCGGAGGGCGU